AAUGGGGGUCAUGUAUCCUUUGGUUGCGAGGUCAGGUAUAAAAGCAACGGGGGGACAUCGAGAAAAUUGUGCAAUCCCAUUGAGCCAAAACAUUAGUAACCGCAACCAUGACCAUGGGCAAGAUCAUCUUCUACGAGGACAGGAACUUCCAGGGUCGUUCCUAUGAGACCAGCAGCGACUGCGCUGACAUGUCCUCCUACCUGAGCAGGUGUCACUCCUGCAGGGUGGAGAGCGGCUGCUUCAUGGUCUACGACCGCCCCAACUACAUGGGAAACCAGUACUUCGUCAGGAGGGGCGAGUACUCUGACUACCAGCGUAUGGGCAUGAGUGAUUGCAUCAGGUCCUGCCGUAACAUCCCAAUGCACAGAGGCCAGUUCAGGAUGAGGAUCUACGAGAGGGAGAACUUCGGCGGUCAGAUGCACGAGCUGAACGAGGACUGCGACAACAUGAUGGAUCGUUACCGCAUGAACGACUGCAUGUCCUGCAACGUGAUGGACGGCCACUGGCUGAUGUACGAGCAGCCCCAGUACAGAGGCAGGCAGAUGUACCUGAGGCCCGGAGAGUACAGGAACUUCAGUAACAUGGGCAUGGACAGCAUGAAGUUCAUGAGCAUGAAGCGCAUCAUGGACUCCUGCUAUUAGAGCACCAGUGUAUAAAAGCAAGAUUUUAAAUAAAAUCUAGUCAUUCUCUUUUAAAUGAA
This is a messenger RNA of Sebastes umbrosus (honeycomb rockfish), 700 nucleotides long. RefSeq names its product gamma-crystallin M3-like. Gene Ontology annotation, biological process: lens development in camera-type eye; visual perception. The record is from RefSeq and is a predicted model, not a curated record. The transcript has 3 exons. Bases 108 to 641 code for a protein of 177 amino acids. NCBI's taxonomy places the organism in Eukaryota, Metazoa, Chordata, Actinopteri, Perciformes, Sebastidae. Gene Ontology annotation, molecular function: structural constituent of eye lens.